UCCACGCAAAUACAGUUUGUUGAAAAUAAAUGCAUUUCCCAUCGCUGUUACUUAAUGUUAGUGUUUGUGAACAACAAGUCUGAUGGGGUCGCAUUUAGUUUUGCAUUUCCAGCCGGUGAUUGUAAUGAAUAAAAACGCUGAGCAACGCCUUCCGCAGGUUAUACUCACGCAUACAUAUUAAAAAUGUUUGAAGAGUAUUUCACAAAAGCUGAAUCUGACGGCUUAACUUUAUUGUGCGGAGUUUAGGAAAUAAAUGUUCAAAACAAGAGUUAAAGAUUAUGCUUGGGAAGCUUUCUAACCUAACCCGUAUUACAGAUGCAGCGUGGACGUGCCAAAAAUCCUGAAUUUCAUCCCUGCCUAAAUAUGCGUGUUUUGUGGAGAAUAUAGAUUGGAAAUAUUUGUUGAAAUAUUUAUGAAUAUAGACCUGCAACGUCCCCUCAUGCUUUUUAAAACAAAUUAUGUGUUUUUAUAGUUUCAAUGAUAUGUUCAUCAUUCUUAAGAACUGUGGUCAUUAAAAAAAAAAAAGAAAGAUGUUUGACCUUGAACCUAAGAACUGGAACUUAGUUGUCCUGCUGGGGCGCCUCAUUCUGUCCCGUUUCAUCAAUAGAAAAACCUAAAGCGAAGCUGUGCUGAAUAGGAAAAUAACUAAAUGCAUGCUCUAUUUUCCAGGCAGGUACAGCUUUGCUCUCUGUAGCCUUGCUUCUCCACACAUUGUUCUGUGACAGGUGACUGCAAGUUUAUGAUGCAUAUUGGAAACUUAUGGCGAUCAUUGGGGAAUUCUUCUGUUGCACACUGAUUUAUGUUUGCUUGCGGGUCUGAACAGGGGUGUGAGAUAUUAUACCGGAAAAAAAAGCUUUCAUUUGCUUUUGGAAGAGAUGAGUGAGUCAUGCUGUCAGGAGAUCCGGAGCUGACACAUCUCUUCUGGAGUAAAAAGGUCCCUGUUGACAGUGACUCUUACGUGGGUGCCUUGGUAUCGCUCUUGACCCAGUUAGUGUUCAGAUUUCAUAGUAAGCCGUGGAUUCUGUGGGUGUUGCUUGUCAUAUCUCUUUAGACCAGGAGCGAGGAUUUGGGUGUCUGUUCUUGAAAUGUGUCCAUGUGCCCUGCAUGGCUUUAUAAAUAAAGGGGCUAAGACAGAGUUAACCAUUUGGUGUUUCCUUACCUCAUUUGGGGAGGAAAUUGACAUAUUUUGAGCUUCUAGAUUUGAGUAGAUGAGCUGGCUGUGUUUGGUUGAUGCUUGUGGAGGUGGUUGGCAGCCUUUGUGUGUUUUGUUUUUUUGCAGGUGCUGUACAGAUACACAAGAGGUUCAGACUCCAAGCCAACACUGUCUGUUUCUCUGUCAUUGAUCACUGCCAUUCAACCAGCCUAAAUGGGUUUUUGUGUUUCUCAAGCUGCUUGCAUUAACGUUGUUUGCAUUUGCUGUAAGCCGUGGAGGGUCUGUAACAUGAGCAGCCUCUGUACACUGGGCCUGACAUCCAUCUCUGUUAACUGACUCCUUGGAUAAAAAGCAUUCCUCAGCCUUUAAUGUCAGCGCCCCAUACAAAGCUGUACUGGGUGAAAUAAACUGUUUAUCUUUAUCUUAAGGGAAAACAAGCAUUUGGUAUUUGCAGGAUCACCAGUAGUUGAAACUGGGGUUCCACUGUAGUGUGCUUUGCAUUGGUGUUUGGCAGAAAGUAUCAAGUUGAUUGGUGACUAGUAUACAACCCAGAUGGCAUUGAUACCUACUGAAUCAUCUGAGCUGAUGCUAGCAUGAGACUCUUAAAGACAUCCUUAUACCAAAUGAUUUUUCAAGUAAUUUCACUGUUCCAGACAAAUUCCCAAUGUCAGAAUAAAUCAUAAGAGUUUUGCUAUAGUUGCAUCGCAAUUAACACUGAGAAGUGGUCAGAAUACUGGUCUUAAGUCAGUCAUUUUCUCAUUUUCAUGUCCUGAUAAAAUCAACCAAGUUUAAUGUUAUCAUAGGUCUUUAGUCCAGGCUCAUGCAAGUAGUAACAAGGACAUUGUCAACAAUGAAGUGGUGAGCUCCAGUUCCUUUUAUAGGACGGUCAGACCUCUCUGUCCCUGUUCACUCAACCGGGGUCGUGUCCACAUUCUGCUGUCUUUUUUUGUUUUUGGCUAUUUUAUCAUUGCAAACUGUUGCACACAUAAGAGCAGCUCUGACCAAAAUCUGUGUUUCUGCUCCAUUGUUCAAUCAUUUUUCUUGUAAAUUUCCCCCAGGAGCAUGAUGGGAAAUAAUCUCAAAAGGAAUCUAGUUGCAGUCUUUCAAAUUGUGACCAUGCAAGAUCCCCAGUCUUUGCAAAAUGAUAGUCAGUGGAAAAAAAACACUUAUAAACGACACAUUGUCUUUAGAUGUGAGAGGGUGUCUGACUUUAGUCUUUUCAUAGUCUUCUAGUCUAUGGUUAGCAUAAGGCAGUGUUUCCCAGCCCAGUCCUUGGGGAAUCCCGGACAGUCCACAUUUUUGCUUCCUCUCAGCUCCCAGUGCAUCUGUAACAGGUGUUCGGUGUUCCUGAUUGGCUGGGAGUUGGGAGGGAGCAAAAACGUGGACUGUCCAGGGUUCCCCCGAAGUCUGGGUUGGGAAACACAGGUACAUAAGGUAUAUGGCCCAAAGGCAGUGCUUUCUGCUGCUUCACCCUGUAGACCUUCCCUGCUCACAUGAUUUUACCUCUAUGUGCAGGUGGUGCUAGGGCUUUUACAACAUGACAUUCAUUUAGUAAACAAGCUACUCCUUGUAAAUGAGAAUUCACAUAUUAGUGUUUUACUGCUUACUGUAUGUGUUUUUGGUAGUUGCUGUUUGGACAGUGAUAGUUGCUAUGUAGAUAUAAGGCCGUCAGUUGCCAGAAUUGUCCUAAACAGCAGCUGCUUGGUUUUAUCUGGAUUAAUAGAUUUGUAGACCAUAAUGUUACCAGUUUUUUCCAAUAUUGGUCAAGUAUAAUCCUUUAUAACCCCAAUAUGAUGCAUGAUAACUCACUAUAGGGGAUGGCACACAAUUUUUCAGAUCAUGUUGUUUGUGUGAUGCCAAUAUUGUCAAAGCCAAAUGUUAAUUUCAGAAAAAUCAGAAUCAGAAAAACUUUAUUGAUCCCGGAGGAAAUUGCUCAAUUUACCCUUUUGUUUUUAUUUACCCAUUUGUUUUUAACAGCAAAUAAGCUGUUUAUUUACUGGAAGUCCAGGCAUGGCAGACUGGCCCAUCUGUAAAGCCCAUAGCCUGAGAAUGAAAUCCCACAUUUCUAUGAAAAUGCAUAUGUGCAAUAUAUAAAGAUUUGUUUUCUAAAUGACCUUUUUUUUUUAAUAAUAAUUGUUCUCUAAAUUGUUUGUGUCAUGACAUGCUGCAUUGUGGAUUGCUGCUUGCGGGGGAGGGUGCGUGUUUUUCUGUCUGUUACAGAAAUAAGAACCCAUAAUUUCUGCCAACGCAAGCUCUUACACUCCUUAUUAAAUCUUGCAGUCUCAACACUGUUCUAGUCAGCCGAAUGGUAGGCUGGGAUUCUUUAUCAAGGGGUAAUAGGAAUUCUUUCUAAAAAUAAGUAGUCUGCAGGGAUUAAUAAGACUACCACUUUGUUUGAGAUGCAUCUUCAGAUGUCUGUGAGCCUCCUGAAUAAUUUUACUGGCCGUUCUCCUGUGGGCAGGUUUCAUUCCUGUCGUGCAGCAAUCACUGCGCCAAUCUUAUGUAAUUCCCUUUGACCGUUGGCUUUUGCAUUCUGUUGAACAGAGAGCAGCUCAGACAGGAUUCUGAGCAGAAGCCAACAGGGAGGACGUUGCAUAAUCCCCACCUCCCCCCUCCCCGCCUUUACAGUGGCAUUGCCACCACUGCCUGAAGCUGAAUCUGUAAUUGCAUUAGAAAAACUGGGGUCUUCAUCAUCCGUCAAGGCAUACGUUUGACAGUACAUAGUUGCACGGGGUUGAACAAGCUUGUUCAAGUCUCUCUGUAUACAUUGGUGGGGGGGGGGGACGUCUCCAGUGUGAUAAGGUAAGCGCUUCUUGCAUUCACAGCAUUCCUCGUGAAUGGCUGGACCCUCCAGAGAUUUGCAGUGCUGAUUUUUGAUGCUUGUUAAUAUGCCGUUGGAGGAUGGACACCCGUGUCAGUGAAGUCCGACAGUAUGUGCUUCAGCCUGGGACGGACUGCUGUGUUAGCAGUCUACACAGGAGACAGACAGAGGUCAACCAGCUGCCAACAAUGGACAGAAUUGUAUUGUAAAUCAAAGGUGAAGGUAUGGUAAUGUUCCAUAGAUGGGUCGGCUUAUCAUUUGACUGAAAUACCACUAUUUUUUUUUUUUUUCCUUUGCACAUUUUUUUUAUCCACUCUAAAACCCAGCCUACCCCAUAGAUCUCUCUGGAUGUGCGAAAAACAUGUUUAGAGACUAAAACACACCUUAGAAUUGUGAGUCUUCAGCCUGCUAUUCCUUUUGUUUAAAGCCUGCUGGCUCAGAGGAACUCAGUAUUUCAUCAAACCUGAAUCCCCAAUCAAGGAUUCACCUUGCUUGCUCAUUGUCUGUUUUGGGAAGAUUAAUUUUUCAAUUAGGCAUUCCUUCAAAAAGAGUUCUAUAUAAAAACAGCAUGAAUUAACACUUUAUUCUUGGGAAGACUGUUAUGUCUGCAUGAGGUCUGUCACCUGCAUUGUCUUCCUGAAUGUUUUUGGUGUCAACCACAAGGCCCCUGAGAGUAUGAAGUCUGCAAAUGCCAUAUAUUCAUUUAAUUAGACUGUCCUUUAAGGGAGGCCCCAUUUGUACACUGUGGGUACAGUGCUGCGCCUUUGCUCCAAAUCUUAUUGAGGAGGACGCAUCGCAAAAUAUCUAAAAGAAGCUUAACGCGUCAUGUUUCCACUGCCUGCUGGCUCGUGCCCCCGGCUCUGCUCUUUCUGUACUGAGGCCAGCGUCUGGGUGGAUUAUCCAGAUCUACCCCUUGUCCUGCUUGUCCCGGAGAUGGCUGUGCAGAGCCGCCGCUCUCCCUCCUCCACGCGCAGCAUGCUGGUUGAGGGCUGCGCACAUUGUGUCUGUUAUGACCCAGACCAAUGUGCAGACAGCCUGUGCCAGCUUUGGGUGGACAAGAGAUGCCUGGUGGGUAGGAAAAACAAAAAUGCUUUGGCUUUCAGUCUGGCAGCAUGUGUAGCUUAUGCUAACAUCUCCUAUAGCAACCGUUUUGGCAGACUUGUAGGUCUGAAACUAGCCCUGUCUGUCUUCAGCUAUUUUUCCUUAUGUAAGUAUAGGACACUCCAGCCUGAUCCCACAUUUGCAACACUGUUUCUUCCCCUCUGGUUCAUUAAGGAGCCUUCUGCACUGCCAUUUGUGUGUUUAGGGUGUAUAUAUUUAAUGUCAUGCUUUUUCUGGUAUAAACAGCUCAUGAAAAUGGACAGAUAAGCCUUUUGUAAAUCCAUUUAAACUACCUGCAUCGACACCUGGGUGAAAAAGGUUUUAGCUCUUCAAGCAUUUGCUUGGCUUAUAGUGGCUGUUAAGAAGACAAAGUGGCCAUUUUGUGUUGUCAGCCUAUCCCUCUUUUGAGCUCACAUAGUGAGUAGCAUCUUUUUGUGUAAUAGCCAAUGUAUAUUACUGUACAACAAAAGCCAUAUGUUAGAAUCUGGUUCCCUCUAAUGGAGGAGCCACAUUGAUAAUAUGGUCAGGCUGUUUGGUGAGUGUGGAAGUGUCUUUGUUUCACAAAAACAAGCACAACUUAAAUCUAACAGGCACAAUCAUUAUGUAAUCACAAGUUCUAAAAAUUGUAUAAUAGAGAGAACACAAAUAUAGAGUCUCAAGCUUUUUUAUGGAUUUUGUUGAUUAAUUUGACUUGUCAAUACUGAUAUUGCACCUGUAGCAUCAGUUGCCUGGGAUUAAUGCCUACUUUUAAUUGAAAGAAACUUGCACAUCUAUAGUCUUUUUACUUAGAUACCCAUGUUUUUACAUGACUCGCUAUUCCCACAAAUUUAAUUAGUAUAAAAAUUAAUGUUGGUGUGCUCUUUUCUCUGCCAUGUAAGUUGUUAAUAUGAAACCAAACUGAAUGCCCUCACUAGACUGUAUUGUUUGUCAGCUGACAUUGGUUAUUAUCUCAGAUCAAUGUGCUUUUCAGAACAACAGAUGGGGUGGUGGUGCAGCCAAAUGCACUCCAUUGUAGUGUCAGGCCGGAAGGACUUUGCGUUUGGCAAACAAACAGCAUGCAGCCUUGAGAGAAGUCGGGGGAUUCCAGACAGCCACACCCUCAGACCUGGAUCGUUAAUCACAGCCUAGCAGGCAGGAAAGCAAAACUACACCCAGGUUGAAAGGGAUGUCUUUCCCGCCAGUGAUGCCUGGUCUGCAAGACCAGCGCAUUUAAGUUUAGCAAAUGAUCUGGAAACAGCCAUUAGACAUUUUCAGAGAUGCCAUGGUAAUAAGUGUGACCGGUGGCCUGUACUACGAAGCAGGGUUACUGGCUUAUCGGGGUAACUUGUCGGAUUUAAGGUACCACAGUUUAAAUGGACUCCAUAUUCAUUCACUUACAUUUUGCCCAGACUACCUUCAAUCCGACAAGUUACCCCGAUAAGCCAGUAACCCUGCUUCGUAGUGCAGGCCCCAGGUGAGUGUUAGAUUGCUUCCCUUCAUAGGGUUUUGUUUACGUUCUGAUUAUUUGUCAAGGAGUCCCUGAGGGGUAGUCAGUUGACGACUAUCCAAUGUCCAAACCUAGGUCGUCUUGUAUCUGAUUCCUACAGACACCCAGAAGCCCACUCACCUAGCGUAGAGGUAGGUGUAUUGCUGUGAAUUAUGUUUUGUUUUGCUUCCAAAAGCUGCUAAAGAGGAGCACUGAAGGCAAGAGUCCCCCUUUGGUCCAUGAACCCAAGUGGUUUGAGACAAGAACUCAAAGGAUGUCACUUGGCACACCAUUGAACACAUCUUGGCUUUAAUCACAUUGAUAUGACUGCAGUGGACAGUGGUGAUUCAUUCAUAUGGAUGUCUGAAUGUCCACAGCACUGAGACGCCGAAAGACGUGUUUGUGACGGCGGCUCAGCGGGUUGCAGCCAUGGAGGAGGCCGCCAGCCAGCUGGAGAGGGACCACGUCCACAGCGUCUACGAAAAGGUUGCGCCCUACUUCAACGACAGCCGUUACAAAGCCUGGCCCAAGGUCCGACAGUUCCUCCUGGAACAGGAACCUGGAAGCAUUAUAGCAGACGUGGGUUGCGGCAAUGGAAGAUACCUGCACAUCAAUGAGGACAUAUUCAAGCUUGGCUGUGAUGUGUGUCGCCCCCUGGUGGAAGCGGCACGCUGCAAGGGCCACGAGGUCCAGGUGUGCGAUGGCUUGCGGCUGCCGUUCAGAGAGGGUUGCUUCGAUGCCAUUCUCUCCAUCUCAGUCAUCCACCACUUAUCUACCAAAGAGCGGCGCAUCAGGGCAGUAAAGGAGAUGGCACGCACGCUGCGCGUGGGCGGGCGCCUCAUGAUCUACGUCUGGGCCAUGGAGCAGAAGCGGCGCAGGUUCCAGAAGCAGGAUGUUUUCAUCCCGUGGAACCCAAACCCCCCCGGCCCUACCUCUGCUGGCGGGAUGGGUUCCGAAGCACACCGCCAGGAUGGCAGCGAUAGCGACAAGCACAGGAAGGUGAAAAGCACAUCCUCCGUGGUGGAUGACGAGGACACUGCCGCGGGGGCCCACCAGAGCUCCAGGAGACGAUGGUCCUUCUCCAGGUCGCUGGACUCAGUGCUGGACUUUGGGGGUCUGGCCGUGUCCAGGACCUGCAGCAGGGAGUUCAACAAAUCCUGCGCUGAGGUUGCUGUGCUGGAUACGUCGAGAACCAGCCGGCGUGGCCGCGGGAUGGGUCUCAUCAGGCAGGUCUCCAGCCUCUUCUCCUCCUCAUCGCGGUACAGCUCCGAGGAUGAUGUCUUCGGCUCAACGACAGACCUCGGGAACCAACCAGAGAGGAUCGACGACGGCACCAACGCUGGCGUCGGCCCAGAGAAGCACGUUUCUUCUGGCACCAUCAUGCAUGGCUGUGGGUCCGUGCCCCUACCGGACCUGAUCACGCAUCAGAAGGAGAGCUCCACAGGGGCCACCAGGACUGAGCAGCCUGUAGGCCCAGAGGAGAGCUCCUCACAGUGGUCAGGCAGCACAGAGCGCCUUGGAGAGGAGAUGAAUGAAUGGAGCAACACUGAGGCUCUGGGCUCCUGCCUGCGCUACUACCACGUAUUCAGAGAAGGGGAGCUUCUCGAGCUCAUCGAGAAGCAUGUCGAGGAGCUCCACGUCCUUCAGAGCUAUUUUGACCAUGCCAACUGGUGUGUGGUGGCCGAGAAGGUUGAGGUCUGGAAGGUCUAACACUAGGCUGCAGUAUCUAUGUAUUUUAAAAAUUUAUUUUCCAAGCCAGUAUUACAUUUUAAAUGUUUUUAAAUUUCACUCUAAGAACAUGUGCGAAUACACCUGUUUUCAGACUAUGUUGUGUUUUGGGAAUUGCUACCUGGAAUCAACAUUUUAAACACUGAGUAACAAUAAGCUCUCCUUUAAAUUUCGUUUUCGUAUGGAAACUCACUUGUAAGUCACUGAGCAUUUACCAAAAAUGCAGAAUAAGUUUUAGUAAUUUAGAAUCCUGUGCGGGUGUGUGUUUGUGUCGUUUUUUAAAGUUAUUUAUGUGACAAAAUCUUAUGAUUGCCUUGAAAUGUUCUGAGUGAUGAAGUGCAGUGUGAUGAAGACAUUGUGAUAGUUAUUCCUUGCACAGCUAUAAACCUGGGACACGAUUAUUUCUGAGAGUCUACCAAGCUGUGGAUUUAUUACAGAAGUUUGUUGCCUAUUAGAUUAACUGAUACCAUCCACUGUAGUGAUUUUUUUUUUCUUCUGCAAUAUAGGCAGCCUGCCUCACUGAGGUAAGGGGGAACCUCAUUCAGAGUGUGCAUUAUGGUUUGUCAUCAACAGUAAUAUAAAUAAUAAUAAUAUACUGUUAGAUGUUUUUGCCAAGGAUCCAAAAUAGGCUGCUAUCAAAAGAACAAAUACUUAUACAGUGCACUUUGUAGUUGUAGAUUUGUGUAUUUGAGAAAUGUGUAGUUUUAGCCUGGUUUUAGGUUUAGCCAAAGAGACUGACUGGAACGUUUGCUAUAGAUCUGCAGGCAUUUGUUGAGUAGAACAGCCCCUAACCUUGUGCAGUUUCCCAGAACCUGCGUUGUGUUGCACAUAUGCUCAGUACUGGACCAUGUGAGCAAAACCUUAGCAAUCUGAAUACUAAGUAACUGUUUUUAAAAGUCAUUUAUCAUUUUGUGACCUUUGUCUUAGUGCUAAACUGAACAGCUGGCGAGUCUGUACUGCUGGUAGAGUUGCUAGAAAAUAUUUGCCACAAAGCACUUCUCCGCUGCCAAGCUGUGUUGUCGUAGGUGUCGCUGCUACAUUCGCUUGCAUGUUGGGUCCAAACACUUGAAUCAUCUGUUUGUUUUUGCAGUCGUGCUGUGAUGUGACCAAUGAAUGUCUCCUCCUUUUUGCCAGACAAUUUUAAAAGGUCUGACAGGUUUCCCUUGUUCAACAUUUAUUUUAAUAUGUGUAUUUAUUGCCAAAUAAAUGAAUUUUGAUGUUUAAAACAAA
Molecule: messenger RNA, 9498 nt
Organism: Paramormyrops kingsleyae
Lineage: Eukaryota; Metazoa; Chordata; Actinopteri; Osteoglossiformes; Mormyridae
Gene: trmt9b
Product: tRNA methyltransferase 9B
Biological process (GO): tRNA methylation; tRNA wobble uridine modification
Cellular component (GO): cytoplasm; nucleus
Molecular function (GO): S-adenosylmethionine-dependent methyltransferase activity; tRNA (5-carboxymethyluridine(34)-5-O)-methyltransferase activity; tRNA binding
Source: RefSeq, a predicted model, not a curated record